This is a messenger RNA of Daucus carota subsp. sativus, 1660 nucleotides long. RefSeq names its product PTI1-like tyrosine-protein kinase At3g15890. The coding region runs from base 106 to 1263 and encodes 385 amino acids. Gene Ontology annotation, molecular function: protein kinase activity; ATP binding. The record is from RefSeq and is a predicted model, not a curated record. Gene Ontology annotation, biological process: protein phosphorylation. NCBI's taxonomy places the organism in Eukaryota, Viridiplantae, Streptophyta, Magnoliopsida, Apiales, Apiaceae. The transcript is spliced from 4 exons.
UAAUAUAUACUUUCAAUUCUCAUGUUAUAGUGAAAAGAGAAAGCACCAUAAUUGAUAUGUGCCAAAUCUGAAGCAAGCUUCUGAGUACCUCAGAAGAUACCAAGCAUGGGAUCUUCUCUUAGUUGUUGCGUUAGUGACCAAGUCGAAGAAGGGAUGUCAUCAUCAAGUGACUCUUCAUGGAGGAUCUUUACCUACAAAGAAUUGCACACUGCAACUAAUGGCUUUAGUGAGGAAAAGAAACUUGGAGAAGGAGGAUUCGGAAGCGUUUAUUUUGGGAAAACAUCUGAUGGUCUUCAAAUAGCAGUAAAGAAACUGAAAUCUAUGAAUUCCAAAGCAGAGAUGGAAUUUGCUGUUGAAGUCGAAGUAUUGGGCAGGGUACGACACAAAAAUCUGUUAGGACUGAGGGGAUAUUGCGCAGAUGCUGAUCAGCGGCUAAUUGUAUAUGAUUACAUGCCUAAUCUCAGCUUGCUCUCCCAUCUCCACGGUCAAUACGCCACUGAUGUUAAAUUAGAUUGGAAGAGGAGGAUGAAGAUUGCCAUUGGUUCUGCCGAAGGCCUAGUGUACUUGCACCAUGAGGUGUCGCCCCACAUAAUUCACAGAGACGUGAAGGCCAGUAACGUGCUGCUCAAUUCCAACUUUGAGCCUCUGGUUGCAGAUUUCGGGUUUGCAAAGCUGAUUCCAGAAGGCGUCAGUCACAUGACCACGCGUGUCAAAGGCACAUUAGGAUACCUAGCACCAGAAUAUGCAAUGUGGGGGAAAGUCUCCGAGAGCUGUGACGUUUACAGCUUCGGCAUUCUCCUACUAGAGCUCGUAACAGGAAGAAAACCAAUAGAAAGACUCCCUGGUGGAGUAAGGAGAACAAUAACCGAAUGGGCUGAGCCUCUGAUUGCAAAUGGCAAAUUUAAAGACCUCGUGGACCCGAAACUUGGAGGAAUUUUCGAUGAAAUACAGCUGAAAAGGACGAUCCAUGUUGCAUCCUUAUGUGUGCAGAGCGAGCCUGCUAGCAGGCCUAAGAUGAAAGAAGUGGCUGAGCUUCUCAAAGGGUACGAAAUCAAGGGAGGUGGAAUAGGAAAUGCAAUGAAAAUGAGGCUCAAGAGUGUCAAGUAUGAGGAGAAUUUGAUGGCACUUGAUCAAACUAGUGAUGAAGAUGAGGGCAAGUAUGAUGAGAGUAGUGCAUAUGGUGUUUUUGGUGCAAUGAAUCUGCAGAAUAUGCCAGAUCCUUAUAAGAGGACCAAGGGAGAUAGAAGGGGGAAAAGAGGUUAAAUGAGCAAGUGAUAUGAUGGUUUACUUUUAUUGUGUUUAUAAUUUUAUUUUUUCUAAUUAAAUUGAGAAACAGGAGGGAAUCGUUUCUCCAAUGACCAAAGAACAUGGAGUUAUUGUUUUUUUCGGUGGUUUUAUUUAUUUGUCUGGGGUAGCUUGGUUUUAAAAAAUGUAUUAUAUAAAACAUUCAUGCUGUAUUGCUGUGCUAUAAUUUUUAUUUUUUCUGAUAACUGGAUUCACUUGUCUUUCAACUUAUUUAAAACAGCCCGUGAUUAGUUUCGGAAAAAAAAAAACAGCCCGGAUUCUUUGCCUGUGGUUCGGCUUCUACGGUGACUUCAUAGUCUUUUUGUAGUUUGUGUGAUAUAUAAACUUAUAUGAUGUAUAAGUUGAACUCUCAAAA